UCCGAACAAGCAUCUGUUCUCUUUCCUUUAUACUAACUUUCUUUCCCCCUUUUUCCUUUUCAACAUUUUCUUCUGCAGAAUGGCUUCUCAGAUUGCGAGAAGACUCUUUCAAAGCCGCACUCGGUUUCUGGAUCGGAGCUUCAGUUCGGAAUCCAAUUUGAUAAGGGCUACUCUUUUCCCUGGCGAUGGUAUUGGCCCUGAGAUCGCCGAGUCCGUCAGGCAGAUAUUCAAGGUCGCUGAGGUACCAAUUGAAUGGGAAGAACACUAUGUGGGGAAGGAGAUAGACCCUAGAACCAACAGCUUUCUAACAUGGGAAAGUCUUGAAUCAGUGAGACGGAAUAAGGUUGGUUUGAAAGGGCCAAUGGCCACACCUAUUGGAAAAGGUCAUCGUUCCUUGAACCUUACAUUGAGGAAGGAGUUAAAUCUAUAUGCCAAUGUUAGACCUUGCUACAGCCUACCUGGAUACAAGACUCGCUAUGAUGAUGUGAAUCUCAUCACUAUUAGAGAAAACACUGAAGGAGAGUACAGUGGUCUUGAACAUCAAGUAGUAAGGGGUGUGGUUGAAAGUCUCAAGAUCAUCACACGUCAAGCAAGUUUAAGGGUUGCAGAGUAUGCAUUUCACUAUGCCAAGACCCAUGGAAGAGAGAGAGUGUCUGCAAUUCACAAAGCCAACAUCAUGCAAAAGACAGACGGCCUUUUUCUUAAGUGUUGCCGAGAGGUUGCGGAGAAGUACCCUGAGAUAAAGUAUGAGGAAGUUGUCAUUGACAAUUGCUGUAUGAUGCUUGUGAAAAAUCCAGCACUUUUUGAUGUUCUGGUGAUGCCUAACCUUUAUGGUGACAUAAUAAGUGAUCUAUGUGCUGGUUUGAUUGGUGGUUUGGGCUUAACUCCAAGUUGCAAUAUUGGUGAGGGAGGUAUUGCUCUUGCUGAGGCCGUGCAUGGUUCAGCACCUGAUAUUGCCGGAAAGAACUUGGCAAAUCCAACUGCUUUGCUUUUGAGUUCUGUCUCUAUGCUUCGUCAUCUAGAGCUUAAUGAUAAAGCUGAUCGCAUCCAAGAUGCCAUCCUAAAAACAAUUGCGGAGGGAAAGUACCGAACAGGUGACCUUGGAGGUACUGCAUCAACAACUGAGUUCACGAAUGCCAUCUGCGAUCAUCUUUAAACAUGUUGGUCCAUGUGUAUAUUUUAUUUUGCAACGGGUUCAACAAAAAGUAAGUUUCUUUCAGAGGUGCAGUUGAAAUUGAUUUUAUUGCUUUUGGUGACGCAAACUAGAUUUCCUUGGCUUUUAUAAAAAUUUGCAUAAUGGGAAUGUCAGAAUUCAUUCUCAAAGGAUAUCUUUCAUUGAAUAGCAUCCACCACCAGUAAUGGCUGGCUGUCAUGUUAAUUUGCAAGGAAUAAGAGUUUCAUCUUAUAGUGUU
Messenger RNA from Lycium ferocissimum, 1412 nucleotides. Its product is annotated as 3-isopropylmalate dehydrogenase, chloroplastic. Bases 80 to 1156 code for a protein of 358 amino acids. Gene Ontology annotation, cellular component: mitochondrion. NCBI's taxonomy places the organism in Eukaryota, Viridiplantae, Streptophyta, Magnoliopsida, Solanales, Solanaceae. The transcript has 7 exons. Gene Ontology annotation, biological process: isocitrate metabolic process; tricarboxylic acid cycle. The record is from RefSeq and is a predicted model, not a curated record. Gene Ontology annotation, molecular function: magnesium ion binding; isocitrate dehydrogenase (NAD+) activity; NAD binding.